UUCCAAACUGAAAUUUUUGACAUGACUGGACGAGAAUCGAAUCGCAUUAAGGAUGCAGAGAAGAAACGUGUGUUGGAUGCCGCCGCUCGGCAGAGGCGCGUACGCAAAGCACUCGAGGCUUUGGAGCAGGACAACUUUCACGAUGACCCACACGCCGAUCUGGUCAUGUCCAAAAAGCUGCCUAAAUUCCAGGACAGUGUCAAAAACGCCAAGGAGAAGAAGGGCAAGCGCAAGGGCGCAGAGUACUUCAGGGCCAAAUACCGCAAAAACUUCCAGCAACUCCUCGAGGAGGACAAACAAAAGCCCAAUUAUGAAAGUGCAGCAGCGCCAGCUCCCAAUAAACCAGUGCGCCACUUCUGUGCGGUCUGCGGUAACUUCUCGCAAUAUUCUUGCACAGCCUGCGGGACGCGCUACUGCCGAGUGAAGUGCCUGCGCACGCACCAGGACACACGCUGUCUCAAGUGGACCGCCUAAACUUGGUUGUUUUAGUAGUACCUCGGCAAUAAAGUAUAGGAUUAGAUCUAUUGUACAUGAAAAAA
Molecule: messenger RNA, 539 nt
Organism: Drosophila pseudoobscura
Lineage: Eukaryota; Metazoa; Arthropoda; Insecta; Diptera; Drosophilidae
Product: zinc finger HIT domain-containing protein 1
Exons: 1
Coding region: 22-474 (150 amino acids)
Biological process (GO): chromatin remodeling
Cellular component (GO): Swr1 complex
Molecular function (GO): nucleosome binding
Source: RefSeq, a predicted model, not a curated record